This is a messenger RNA of Sceloporus undulatus (fence lizard), 3876 nucleotides long. It is a transcript of the gene CBX8, whose product is annotated as chromobox 8. The transcript has 5 exons. The coding region runs from base 365 to 1453 and encodes 362 amino acids. The record is from RefSeq and is a predicted model, not a curated record. NCBI's taxonomy places the organism in Eukaryota, Metazoa, Chordata, Lepidosauria, Squamata, Phrynosomatidae.
CACGUCGCGGGGAGGGAAGGCGAGGGAAGAGCCAGGCCCAGCACCACCACCACCACCACCACCACCACCAGGGAAAGAGGAGGAGGAGGAGGAGGAGGAAGCAAGAGCAGCAGCAGCAGCCGCUCUGCUCUCCAGCCAAGCAGCAAGGCAGACAGCAAAGAGGCAGGCUUGGAGGCAGGCAGGCAGGGCCAGCAACAAGUGCGGAGGCAGCAGGGGAGGCGAGGGCUGACGUCAGCGAGCGGAGUAUUAUGGUCUGGGCUGGGCUGGCUGCUGCUGCUGCUGCUGCUGCUGCUGCUUCCAGAGCCUCCUCUGCUGCUGCUUUUCUGCUGCUGCUGCUGCUGGUGGUGCCAGCGGCCGAGUAAACAUGGAGCUCUCUGCCGUGGGGGAGAGGGUCUUCGCGGCCGAGGCCUUGCUCAAGAGGCGCAUCCGCAAAGGUCGGAUGGAAUAUCUGGUGAAAUGGAAAGGCUGGUCUCAGAAAUACAGCACCUGGGAGCCUGAGGAAAACAUCCUAGAUGCUCGCCUGCUGGCAGCUUUUGAGGAAAGGGAGAGAGAAAUGGAACUUUAUGGUCCUAAGAAACGAGGUCCCAAACCCAAAACCUUCCUAUUAAAGGCCCAGGCCAAAGCCAAAGCCAAAACCUAUGAAUUUCGCAGUGACUCUUCUCGGGGGAUCCGGGUGCCUUAUGCUGGAAGAGCCCCCCCAGACCUGGGCUCCACCUCCCGGGCUAGAGAAGGACUCAGGCAAAUCCCACUGCCCCAUCAAAGCAGCUCUGUCAGUGCUCCUAUCAAUGACUCCCGAGUGGACAUGAUCCAGGAGAACAGGGUUGAAGAAGACAGGUCUGAAGGCGCCUUCAAAAAAAGAGGCCCAAAGCCCAGGAAAGAGCUCUACAAAGACCUGGCUGAAACUGUUGAGGCUGCUUCCAAGAGAAAGCCAGUGGAGCCAGGAGACAAGAUGGUGGUGGAUUACCUGAAAGCCAGGAAGUUGGAAGAGGCAGCUAACCCUUCUGCAGCCAAGUUCAGUUCAGGACACAGUGUGAUUCAGUUAGCCAGGAGGCGGGAGCCUGAAUUGCCCAGUGCUGGGUCUAGCACCAGGGCAGAAGUUGGCAUCAAGCUGGGCGCCCCUGAGACUUAUCCUCCCAGGCUGACCAAGCACAGGGCAGAUUUCCUGGAUCCGAAAGGGCAAAGCGGUUUGGACUUGGGUGUCCCUAAGAUUUUGCACAGCUCUGCCAAUCAAAGCAGCUUAUAUGGAGAUGGUAUAGGGACACAGGCUGGCAGGCCUUCCCUCAUCGCCCGCAUCCCUGUCUCCAGGAUCCUUGGUGAUCCAGAAGAAGAAGCUUGGAGCCCAUCUCUUAACAACCUGGAGAAGGUGGUUGUGACUGAUGUGACCUCAAAUUUCUUGACAGUUACCAUUAAGGAGAGCAGCACAGACCAAGGGUUCUUUAAGGAAAAACGAUGAAUUCCCCUGAGGAGGAGGCGGGAGGCAGCAUUGAAUGGGUUUGGGUACAGGUGGUCUGGCUUUGGAUCUUCUUUUUUUUCUUGGACAGGAUUACAAUUCGUUAUUUUAUUCCCUUCCCUGACACCAAUUUCAGUUUUGGUUGGAAAGAUUAUCUCUAGAGUUAUAUUUUCUAUUAGAUGUAAAUAUGUUAUUUAAGGAGAAAUACAUAUAUAUAUAUCUAUAUACAUAUAUAUAUUUCAACGCUAAGUUGUUUUUGUUUUUAUUUAAGUCUCUUGGAGGUGGACAGUAAACAAAGAAUUGACGUGUCUCUUGCCUCAGUUGCAAGAGCAGGUGUAGAUAGGGACCUUAUAUGCUAAUUAUUAUAACAUCUUGGUUCAUUUUGUUUUGUAGUUGUUUCCCCUCCCUUCCCCCAAAGAUGAUGCGGUGGGCAAAUGGGGGGUCUUGUAUUCAUCUGGGGCCAAAAUGGGAGCUCCAGUUUUUUGAUUGUUAUAUUAUAAUGUGUUGCUUUGUACAAUCAAGUGUGCUGUAUACACAACUGUUCAAGCUGGACAGCUGAAGGAAGCACUUGACUUUCCAGGAUUGUCUUGCUUUUGUUUUGCUCCAGUUAAAAAGAAAUGUUGGUUUAAAAAGUGUCCAUUAAAACCAGUUGGAAGAUGUUUUAGCAAAGAAGUAUUAACUCCAGCGACCUUUUCUUGCAAGGGAAUAGGGGAUGUGUAUGUGUUAAGAUUCUGAGAAAAGUCUGGCUGCUGUCAUGCACUUUAAUAUGACUGUCAUAGGGAGCAGAUAGAAGGUUGGCAGGGAGAGAGAACUGAGCAGAUAGUUUAGUUCACAUUGCCUGCUGUUUUGUUUUUGUGGGUUUUUCCCUUCUUUUUGGGGGUCCUUCCCUGCUCACUCCAUAAAGAAAAAUCUGUUUACAUUCCUUACGUGCCAGAAAAGUUGGGGAGGAAAGUAUUUCACAACUCAUAUUGUAGGUGCUCUUGAUCUUAUACUGAAAGUAGAUUCCAUCUCCUCCCCUUCAAAAACCAUUGCAGUUCCUUUCCAGGUCAUUAGGAGUCUUUAGAAAAGCUGUCUCUUCUGUAUCAAUGUAAAUCUGAGAACACAGAUGAAGGGCAAACAGCCCUUCUGUUGAUGCUAGUUAAACAGUUGGACAAGACCAGUUUCAAAGCAGGCUGCUGUUCUAUGUACCUUCCUCUCCCCCAUUUACUGGGAAGAAACAAUCCCCUGUUACGUUAUUCCGCCUCCCUCCAUGACAUUCUUAUAUUUGUAGUUAAAAAUAGAGUAGUUUCUUCUCAACCAUCACUUUUAUGCAAAAUACAAAACCCUCUUUUUCUGCUCCCUUGAAGAAAGCAAUAUGUGAAACCUAGAGGACUAUCUUAUUCAGCUCUUUUUCAGCUUCAUGGAAUGCAAAUUUGAACCCUCCCCCCAAAAAACCCCCCCAACCCCUCUUGCAUUUCAAGGGGAUGUGUUGAAAGGGGGGGUGGCAUGGGAAGUUUUCAUUCAUGUUGAUCAGGUGCUGUGGUAUCUCAACAGAUAUUGAUUUAACCCUCUUGUCAUGUACAAAAAAGCACAAAUCUGUCUGAACACCCCCGUCUCCCACCCCCAUUUUCCUCUGAAUGGCCCCUUGCUAGAACUUUUUCAUUUGAUGACUGAACAAGGGAGAAAAAGCACACAAGUCACCUAUACAGGUGGAUCUAGGAAGAAGCCUCUGAGCUGAAGUGGAAAUACUUGCUUCAGUUUAACUUCAGUUUGGGACCUUUUUCUCCAGCAAAAUAAUAAUACUAAUAAAAAAUGACAAUUUCUGUUGGAAUUGUACUGAGGAAGUGCCAGGUUGUUGGUCCCCCCCCCCCCCCUCCCUCUUUAACUAAAAAUCAGCCCAAGGAUUUAAAUUCCCUUCAGUUCAAAGAAUCAGUGUUCCAAACCCCAGAGGUGUUUUAAGUUUUCCCACUUUAAGUGGACUGGUGGGGAGAGAGAUGCAUGUCAGCAGGCAUAUGUUGUCACAGGACUUAUUAUGGGAUGGAGUGGAAGAGAGAGUAGUGGUUAGGAGGACUACCUCUUUGGUCCAAACAGAGCCUAAGACUAGUGCUGUCCCUCUUCCUCAGGUGUCAUGGUGGCCUGUGCCACCCUCUGCUGUGUGUUUGUAGGCACACACAUGGGUAUAUAAAAGCUAGACAAACAUAAACGUGGGUGUAUAUGUGUAUGUACAUAGUUACAUAUAUUGAAUGUAUGUGAGUGUGGAGUUAUUUAAUUCUCUUUAAGAGCUGUAAAAAAAAAAAAAGGAAAACAGAACAAAGCUUAUAAUCUCAUUGAUCCAGACCGAACAGUCUCAGAAGCUUAAGUAGGUGUCUUCUGCCAAUGUUGAAUGUCUUAUACAGUACCUGCUUUUUAUGUGAAUUGAAAUAUAUAUAAUACUUUGUAAAUAGAGA